Molecule: messenger RNA, 3860 nt
Organism: Coregonus clupeaformis (lake whitefish)
Lineage: Eukaryota; Metazoa; Chordata; Actinopteri; Salmoniformes; Salmonidae
Product: sodium-dependent glucose transporter 1
Exons: 4
Coding region: 194-2170 (658 amino acids)
Source: RefSeq, a predicted model, not a curated record
GUUAGUGCAUACAAAAAGACGCCAUUACUAUUUAUCUCUAUAAUUGAGUGGGAUAGCAGAAAGUGUCGUUCACGGUUGGCGCACCCGCUCAGUGCGCGCAGUUUGUUUACGAAGUGCGCUGGCGUAAACGUGUUAAUCUUGCCAACCAGCAGGAUUCAAACAAAGACGUUAGCCAUAAUUUGACAGCUCGACCAUGUCUGCCUCGGCCAGAAAUCCUGUUGUGAAAAAGAAGCAUGUUCGUUUCGCUAGAAUGGAGGAGGAUGAUGAUAACGAUGACCAAGAGGAAGAUACUCUGUUUGACAAGAGGAAAGACACGAGACGAGGGCUGAAGAGUGUAAUGAAAGGGAGGAAGAGAAGUUCGAAUUCGGAGUUCGAUGAUGAGGUUGAAAUCAUCGGUGGAGGUGGCAGGGCCAGCGGUUCUGGAGGCUGCAGCAGCUGGGUGAUCAGUUUAGCGCUCUGUGCAUCAUUCCUCGGCCUGGGGAUGAGUAUCUCUGUUUUAGGCCCCACAUUUCAAGACCUGGCCAUCAACGUCAACCAGAACAUCAGCAACAUCUCCUACAUCUUCGUAGGCCGCUCGAUGGGCUAUAUAGGCGGCUCUGUGUUGUCAGGGAUUCUCUUUGACUACAUCAACAGCCAUCUGCUGCUGGGCCUCUCCAUGUUGGUCACAGCGAUUGGGAUGUUUGCCAUCCCUUUCUCUAAGACGGCCCUUCUUCUCACUGCUCUGAUGUCCAGUAUUGGAGUUUCCAUGGGCUUUCUAGAUACAGGUGGUAAUGUCCUGAUCCUGCAGACGUGGGGGGAUCAGGCUGGCCCCCACAUGCAGGCCUUGCACUUCAGCUUCGCCGCUGGGGCCUUCGCCUCGCCCAUCAUCGCCAAGUUGCUCUUUGGAACGGACUUGGACCUGGAUGUGGCGACAAACAGCAGCAUGGAAGCCCCGGUGGCAAACUCCAGCUCCCCGCCUGUCACAGACCACUUGUCCCAACCCGGGUCUUCUUCUGUUGUCAUGCGCUUCGUCCACAGUAGCAGCACCCUCAAGUCCAUGUGGGCCUACGUUGUGAUCGGUGGUUUCAUCCUGUUCAUCUCCCUCAUCUUCUUCAUCCUCUACGCCCGCCACAGCCCCUCUAGGGGCAGGGCCCAGACCCCCUCAGGGAAACCCCUGGUGUCCAAGCACCACAACGCACUCAUCACCAUGCUUUUUGUUUUCUUCUUCUGGUAUGUGGGGGCCGAGGUGGCGUACGGCUCCUUUAUCUUCACCUAUGCUAAGGAUUACAUUCAUAUGGACGAGGCCCAGGCAGCAGGGCUCAACUCCCUGUUCUGGGGGACGUUCGCUGCCGGCCGGGGCCUGGCCAUCUUCUUUGCGGCCUGCAUGCACCCAGGCACCAUGAUCCUACUGAGCCUGGUGGGUUCCACCCUGUCCUCCCUGUUCCUCACCCUCUUCAACAGGAACAGGGUGGCCCUGUGGAUCUGCACUGGUGUCUACGGUGCCUCCAUGUCGACCACUUUCCCCAGUGGGAUCUCCUGGGUGGAGCAGUACACCACAGUGACCGGGCGCUCUGCUGCGGUGUUCGUGGUGGGGGCGGCCCUGGGGGAGAUGGUGCUGCCCGCCCUGGUGGGCUUCCUGCUGGGGAGGAUCGAUGAUCACCCCCUGCUGAUGUACCUGGCCCUGGGCACCGCCACCAUCACCUCCAUCCUCUUCCCCUUCAUGUUCUGGCUGGCCUCGUCCCCCAGCGGCCCCAGUAGGACACCCCGUACCAGGGGCCGCAUGGAGCCUGACGACAGCGAGUACCGCCAAGCCCUGCUGGACUCAGGCGCCAAUGAUGAGGAAGAGGAACAGAAGCAGGAUGACGAGGCCGACCAGUGGAAUGAUGCCGACUUUGAGGUCAUCGAGAUGGAUGACGCCAGCCUUAUGAACUCUCCUAAUAUAGCGUCAUUCUCAUCUCCUAGUAAAGCGCUCUCUUUAUCUCCUAAUAAAGCUUUGUCAUCUCCUAACAAAGGGCUUCCACCACCUGAUGUUGCUGGGACAUCAUGGGACACCACUGCCACAUCUGUCCCCUCUACUGCCCAGUACCUAGAGCCAACGGUUGGUGCCUCAUUCUCAGACUCUAUCUCUCUCCAGGGUGACUCACCCAGACGGAAACUGUUGCGUUCCCUGGACCGGCAGAAGAGAGACUAGGGGUUAGAUUCAAUCAGCUCAUGCAUUAACCAGCGAUUGCCGACACCCGAAUAGCUGGUGUUUUGGUGGUGUCGGUGGUGUAACUGCAUUAGAGCUGUCAAAUCAGAGCGGCUGAUUGUGUGGUAUUUGUCCCGAAGCCACACCCAUCCCACUCAUGUUAGAAGUUCAGAAGGAGAAAGUGUAGGCUAUAUAGAAAUAAUGACACUCAAAUUUAAAAUCAUUAAACAAAAUGAGGAUUUCUAUCAGCCUAAUCGAGGUGUAGAUUAUAUCUCACAUUCCACUAAACAACUUGUAAGUAGGCUGCGUGAGAUUUCUCUUAAUUAGACUACGUGCAGCCAAUGGCAAUAUCCACUUUAGGUAUAAUGCCGGGAGCCACUUGUGGAUUUGACAGCUCUAAUACAGUUCCACCUCUGACACCGGCAAAACAACUGGGAGCCUGGGAUUCAAUCGGAUUAGCAGUAAGGCCGGGAUUCAAUCCUAAAGCCAGGAUUGGAUCCGAUCGUGCUUUGUCUGCAAUGCACCUUUUAAAGGCAAUUUUCUCGCGUUCACGGAGACCACAUUUACAGUCAAUGCUGCAUAUGCCGGCUCAAUCGGAAAUUACCUUUAAAUGGUGCAUUGUCACAAAGUGCGAUCGGAAUGAAUCCUGGCCCAUGGGCUCUAGUCUGUGAAAUGCACCAUGACUCCAAGUGCUUUAAAGACAUUACUGUAUUCUAGAAGAGCCAUGGCUCUCUUCAGAGAAACUCGUUAAUGUCUGAUUGUCAGUGACUGUAAUUUGACUUGUGCUUCUUUAGUGUAAUACUCACAUGUAAAUGUUUGAUACUACAGAUUUACAGUGCAAUAUAAGUUUACCCCACUCCAACAGUUUAUGUCUACUAUAUUAUUUGAAGCUGUACGCUUUGGCGUAAAUGGUAUUUGUUUAAACAUUAAGGCCCCUUGCCACUGUUGCUGGUAAUGAAUAAGAAAGGUUGCACUACUGUGAAGACUCAAUGUAACACUAAAAACAUUUUCUUUUAGAUAUCCUAAAGAUGUCAUUUUCUUUGUAAUAUUUUAUUUAGUAAUAUGUGAAUUAUCAGCAGUUAAAGAUAGGAAUUUAGCCACCAAUGUGGCCUGAUUAUGAAUAAUUUGUUUUUGUUAGACCUUUGUUUGAAUAGAUGCCGCAUUCACGUGCUAGUCUAAACUAGGAAACAACAAUUUUAGACUUGCUAACUUGUAGAAAGAUGAUCCCGAGUUUCCCGCUUGGAAAGUAUCAGAAUCAACCCACUGGGCACAGAUGUCAAUUCAACGUCUAGUCCACGUUGGUUCAACAUAAUUUCAUUGAAAUGACGUGGAAACGUUGAUUCAACCAAUAUAUGCCCAGUGGGAACCACUAUACAAACAAGUUACGUUCAUUUUAACGCGGAGGUAUGGAGUUUCCAAUAGCACAUGAACACGGCACAAGUUUGUUUAUUUGCGCUGUUCUGUAAAAAAAUAAUUUUGAUUGAAUUAUUGUGCUGUGAUGAAUUUGUCUAGUAAUCUGUCAUUUUUCAUUCAGAUGUGUGAUCUUUGUUCAAGUUAAUAUCUCUUGAAUUUUUCUAUGAAAACAAAUCAAAAUCAUGACAAAAUACUAAACACAAAGACUAAAGAAUUUAAUACAUUUUAUUAUAUCAACCUCCACCCACAGCAAUGUCCAUUAAAAACAAAGCAAAAAACA